Lycium ferocissimum is the source of this 1125-nucleotide messenger RNA. RefSeq names its product WEB family protein At3g51220. The record is from RefSeq and is a predicted model, not a curated record. Bases 181 to 927 code for a protein of 248 amino acids. The transcript is spliced from 2 exons. NCBI's taxonomy places the organism in Eukaryota, Viridiplantae, Streptophyta, Magnoliopsida, Solanales, Solanaceae.
AUAUAUCUACGACCCCCCACCAUGCACUAGAGCCCAUAUCAAAAUCCCUUCAGAGUAUAUUUGAAGUAAAAGCAAAGAAAACUCAUCAAACCUCCCAACCUUAUAGCAAUCAUGAUCUAAUCAUAAUAUUGUCUCAUCUCCUUUCCACAUCUUUCACCUCUCAAAAAGAAUCACACCACCAUGGAAAUAACACCAAAAUUAUCACCACCACCCAUGGAUUAUCACUCCAACGUGGAUAGUUCGCGGCCUUUUCGUUCUGUCAAAGAAGCUGUAGCCAUCUUCGGUGAGCGAUUCUUGGUUAAAGAAAUCUAUUCGCCGAAGCCUUUCACAUUUCCAACAAAAGAAAGUCCAUCGAAUAAUAGUUAUAAUUAUUCUCCUAGAAGUGCUAAUUCUCAGGAAAUUGUAACCAAUGCCACGUCAUGGAAAUCUGCUUCAUCACCAAGUCCUCAAGAUUUGAAUAACAAUGAUCCUCUAGUUGUGGAAGCUUUGAAGAAGCUAGAAAGUGAGCUGGAAGAAACCAAGACGGAAUUGAAGCUUAUGAAAGCAAGAGAAUCGGAGACUGAAAUUGCGUUAGCGUCUUUAAACGCAGAGCUUCAUAAGAACAUGUCCAAAUUGGCACAAGCUGAAGCAGCUCACGCAGGUGCAAUGGCGGCGUCAAAAUCAGUGAAAAUUAACAAUGAAGAUUACGGUAAUAAUAAUCGUGAUAAGAAAAAGGAAAUGAAAGUGAGAUGGGAAUCACCACCAACAUUAAAAGAGAUUUUAACUAUUGAAGAGACAGAUCUAGGUUUGCUUGGGAAGAAAAAGGAAAAGAAGAAGACAAUGAAGAAGAAGCCCAUCAUCCCACUUGUGGGAGACUUGUUCUCCAGGAAAAAAAAAUCUUCUACUACUGUUGAUAAUCCACUUUUUGCUUCUUCUCAUCUCUUUUGAAUUGAGAAAAAGAAGAGAAGAAAUAUAAUAAGAAUUACAUUUAACUAUCAUUGCUUGUUGUAACUUAAUUUUUUUCUCUCUCUCUCUCUCUCUCUUUUUUUUUUUUUUUUUUUUCUGGAUUUUGUCGUUGAGAUUCAAGCUUGUGGGUGUUUAUAUCGUUAGGAACACCAUGAUCUCUGUAAUUCGUGUGUAUGUAUA